This is a messenger RNA of Crotalus tigris (Tiger rattlesnake), 821 nucleotides long. It is a transcript of the gene FDX1, whose product is annotated as ferredoxin 1. The transcript is spliced from 4 exons. Gene Ontology annotation, biological process: P450-containing electron transport chain; positive regulation of oxidoreductase activity. The record is from RefSeq and is a predicted model, not a curated record. Bases 135 to 656 code for a protein of 173 amino acids. Gene Ontology annotation, molecular function: 2 iron, 2 sulfur cluster binding. NCBI's taxonomy places the organism in Eukaryota, Metazoa, Chordata, Lepidosauria, Squamata, Viperidae. Gene Ontology annotation, cellular component: mitochondrion.
AGUGUAAAAACCUAUGAGAAUAGUCGCCGUGCAUUCCGGUUGGCUAAAUGGACCGACCUUUGGCUUUCAGCAAGUAAUAAGCGGAAGUCGCUCGCUCUCCCUUUUCCGUUGGCUUGGGGAUUCGCCGUUACAGCAUGGCCACUUUAAGCAGCUUUCGUCGUCUCUUUCGAGCCGCUCCGACUUCUUGCUGGCGGGUCCUGGCGGCUCCCUUCCGGACUGGCAAUAGCUGGAGUAAUGCCGCCCGCCUUGGGUCUUGCCGGACCUUCCACGCGGCGUGGGGGCUCAGCUCGGAAGAAAAAGUUACAGUGCACUUUAUAAAUCGAGAUGGUGAUAAAUUAACAGCCAAAGGAAAGGUUGGAGAUUCUCUUCUAGAUGUUGUGAUAGAUAACAAUCUAGACAUAGAUGGAUUUGGAGCAUGUGAAGGAACACUUGCCUGUUCUACAUGUCACUUAAUCUUUGAAGACCACAUAUUUGAAAAAUUAGAUGUAAUUACAGAUGAAGAAAUGGAUAUGCUGGACCUUGCCUACGGCUUGACAGAAAGGUCACGUUUGGGCUGUCAAAUUUGCUUGAAGAAAUAUAUGAACAAUAUGAUUGUCCGAGUGCCUGAAGCCGUUGCUGAUGCCCGGCAGUGUGUAGAUAUGAGCAAGAAUCCAUAAAAUAAUGCUUAAGGAUGUGUUCAUUGAUAUUAAAAAUAUUUCACUAGUUAUUUUUAAUUUUUUCAGAAAUUGAAAUAGUCAUUCUUUGAUUAUCUGUGUUAAGGUAUGGUUUUUUAAAAAAUUACAGCCUUAUUUUGAGAGAAUAAAACAAAAAGAUAUUUAGAA